UACUGCACAUUGUAACUCGUUCAUCACCACAUUCAUCAUACAGACUAUGUGAUUUUUUGCUCUCAGGUGUUGUAGCCACGUACAGUAUGUAAAACUGGCGUGAUAUACGAGCUCGUGAUCUCAUUUUGAUCUCAUAUCCUCUGGUGUUUGGGUGUAGUCCCAGAGACCCGUAAUAGGUGUGGCUUAUAGUGGACGGAGACGCUUUAGCAAAGAACUCAAACCCACCCACAACAGCAAAAAUGUCUUCUGUAUGGGAUGAUUUGGAUCUUCUCCUGGAAUCCCCCUCCUCUCUGACUGUAAAUUCAACAGCACGUGGCACCGUUAAGGAGAAGGCAGGCUUUAAUCCAGGCGAGGAUGCUGCUGCUUUAAGGAAAGCCAUGGAAGGGAUUGGCACUACUGAAAAGACUCUUAUUGACAUUCUCACUCAAAGAAGCAAUGCACAGCGCCAGCUGAUCUGUAAAGCAUAUCACGACGCCACUGGGAGGACUCUUUGUGAUGACUUGGAAGGUGAUACACAUGGAGACUUUGAGGAUAUUUUGGUGGCCCUGGUCACUCCUCCUGCAAAGUUUGACUGCCAAGAGUUCAUACGGGCUAUAAAAGGCGCGGGCACAAACGAACGCAUUUUGAUAGAACUUUUUGCAUCACGCUCCAACCAUCAAAUCAAGGCUAUGUGUGAUGCAUAUUUGGCUGAAACUGGAAGAGCUUUAAUUCACGACCUGAAAUCUGAGGUGUCAGGGGACUUUGAAAAGACCUUGUUGAUCCUCGCUGAGGGCAAGAGGGAUGAAAGUGCCACCGUGGAUAUGGCAAAAGCUAAACAGGAUGCCAAGACAUUGUAUGAGGCAGGAGAGAAAAAGUGGGGAACAGACGAGAGCAAGUUUAUCGACAUCCUCUGCCACAGGAGCGUUCCUCAGCUCAGACAAACUCUGGUUGAGUAUAAGAGUCUGAGCGGAAAGACCCUUCAGGAAAGCAUUGAACGAGAGAUGUCAGGAACACUAGAGGAGAUUCUGGUGGCUAUAGUGAAAUGUGUGAAGAGCGUCCCAGCAUACCUUGCGGAGUGUCUGCAUAAAAGCAUGAAGGGUGCUGGUACCACUGAAUCUACCUUAAUUAGAAUCAUAGUGAGCCGUUCCGAGUUGGACCUGCAGGACAUCAAGGCAGAAUAUAAGAAGCUCUUUGGCACUUCUUUAUACGCUGACAUUGAGUCUGAAACAGGUGGGGAUUUUCGUCAAACCCUGCUGAAGAUCUGUGGUGAAGAUGGAAAAUGAAUGUAACCGCUGCCAAAGAAGAACAUCACCGCUGAAGUGUCCAAAUAUAUGUGAAAGAGCGUCCAAAUAUAACUUAAAUACAAUUAAAAUACUACGAAUAAAUCAGAAGAGCUUCAUGAAAUGUAUUCUUGAACUAGUUUGAUUGUUUAUAAUCAUAGAUAUAUGAUCAUUUAUACUUGGCUUUAGAAUAACUCUAAUAUAAUACAAAUUAUUUUAGUAUCAGAACCUGCAUUUUGAUUUGUUAAACUUUUGUUAUAUAAUGAAUGAAUAUCUGAAGAAUAAACCUUUGCGUUUUGAGGUUGUUUUCAGUGUGUUUUGUCCCUGAUCCAGCAGGUGGCAGUGAAGUAAGCUACAUGUAUUUGGUAGCAAAGUGGAUCUCUUGGGAUUUCUGUGGGAAGUAUUUAAAUGACUGCUCAUUUUGUUUUGUCAUUCGAUCAUAAGUACAUAAAACCGGAAUUAGGUUGACGUUUGGUCUUAAUUCUGCUGUUGAAAUUAAACUUUCGUCCUCAUUUGGAGAUUACUAAUAUCUAAUUUCCCAAAACAAUGCAGAUUGUCAAUUAAAAGUGAUGUUAGCAGAUGCUGCUAAAACCCACAAAAGAUUCUUAGCUCCUUUCACCAAUAAGGAAACCACUGAUAAUACUUGAAACAGGUUUUAAUUUGCUUUGGAGCAUGUGUGAGGUCAGAACGGCAGAUUGUAAAAUGACUGGAGGCCCAGAAGUAUGGUUUUGUAUGAGGGAAAAUCUUUCUCAUGAGAUAUGGCUUGCGUCAGUGCUAAUAUUACACUUGGCAAUAAAGCAAGACACAAUAUUAUGAGCAGUAAAAAAAGUGUUUAUGCAAUGAAAACUGAUUUUACAUACAGUAAUUCAGGCUUUUGUUGCAAUUAUCAUGAGCAUGUGUACAGUCUGCAGAGGUGAAAAGUCACAGAUUAUCUUAAUUACUGUUCAUAAUCUGCAGCUGUUAUUAUUAAAGUAAAACAAAACCUGACCUCACAUUCUCUUUUCAAUUUGUCUUCAGACAGGAAAAGAACAAUGGCCUGGAAAAUCCCUAAUGCAAGAGUAGAACAAAACAAUCAGAUUAAAACACAUUUCAGAAUAUGAUUAAAACAGUGCAGCUCUUUUAUUAUGCCAAAACUACAUCAUGUAAAACAUUUGAUGGCAUCAUUAAGAGAUUAAAGACAGGUCAUUGGCACAAAGUCAACCUUCACAUGGCAUACAGAAUAACAUUCGUUGAUCUGAAGGAUUGGUAUAUUUAAGCAAUAAUUCACAAACUAAAUUGUAAAAUACAG
Messenger RNA from Labeo rohita (rohu), 2547 nucleotides. It is a transcript of the gene anxa3b, whose product is annotated as annexin A3b. The record is from RefSeq and is a predicted model, not a curated record. Lineage: Eukaryota; Metazoa; Chordata; Actinopteri; Cypriniformes; Cyprinidae. Gene Ontology annotation, molecular function: calcium-dependent phospholipid binding; phospholipase inhibitor activity; calcium ion binding. The transcript is spliced from 14 exons. Bases 240 to 1262 code for a protein of 340 amino acids. Gene Ontology annotation, cellular component: cytoplasm.